Messenger RNA from Mandrillus leucophaeus (drill), 2463 nucleotides. It is a transcript of the gene AEN, whose product is annotated as apoptosis enhancing nuclease. Gene Ontology annotation, molecular function: nucleic acid binding; exonuclease activity. NCBI's taxonomy places the organism in Eukaryota, Metazoa, Chordata, Mammalia, Primates, Cercopithecidae. The record is from RefSeq and is a predicted model, not a curated record. Bases 65 to 1042 code for a protein of 325 amino acids. Gene Ontology annotation, cellular component: nucleus. The transcript is spliced from 3 exons.
GCUGCUGUCCCAUUGGAAGAUUACUCCCCUGGCUUCCCUUGCCCCAAGCAGUGAGCUAACUGGAAUGGUACCCCGGGAGGCCCCUGAGUCUGCUCAGUGCCUGUGCCCUUCCUUCACCAUCCCAAAUGCCAAGGAUGUGCUUCGGAAGAGGCACAAGAGAAGGAGCCGACAGCACCAGCGGUUCAUGGCCCGGAAGGCCUUGCUGCAGGAGCAGGGGCUGCUGAGCGUGCCUCCAGAACCAGGGUCCUCCCUGCUGCCCACCUCUUUCAGGGCAGUGCCAGCAACUGAGGCUGCCAGCAGUGGGAAGCAGUGUCUGAGGGCUGGAUCUGGCGGUGCCCCAUGCAGCAGAAGGCCCGCUCCCAGGAGAGCCUCAGGGCCCUUGCCCAGCAAGUGUGUGGCUAUCGACUGUGAGAUGGUGGGCACGGGACCCCAAGGGCGGGUGAGCGAGCUGGCCCGCUGUUCCAUCGUGAGUUACCAUGGCGAUGUCCUCUAUGACAAGUACAUCAGGCCUGAGAUGCCCAUCGUUGACUACCGUACUCGCUGGAGCGGAGUCACUCGGCAGCACAUGCGCAAGGCUAUCCCCUUCCAGGUGGCCCAGAAAGAGAUCCUUAAGCUCCUGAAGGGCAAGGUGGUGGUGGGGCACGCGCUGCACAACGACUUCCAGGCCCUCAAGUAUGUCCACCCUCGGAGCCAGACCCGGGAUACCACCUAUGUCCCAAACUUCCUCAGCGAGCCUGGCCUCCACACCCGGGCCCGGGUCUCUCUAAAGGACCUGGCCCUGCAGCUGCUGCACAAGAAGAUCCAGGUGGGCCCGCACGGGCACUCAUCAGUAGAAGAUGCCAUGACAGCCAUGGAGCUCUACCGGCUGGUGGAGGUGCAGUGGGAACAGCAGGAGGCCCGCAGCCUCUGGACCUGCCCUGAGGACAGAGAACCUGACAGCAGCACAGACAUGGAACAGUACAUGGAGGACCAGUACUGGCCCGACGACCUUGCCCACGGCAGCAGAGGAGGAGCCAGGGAGGCACAGGACAGAAGGAAUUGAGAAGGGGGCGGGGCUCCCUGACUGGGCUUCUGGUGUGGCCAGUAGGAAGUGGGGGCCAGGAGAGCAGCGGGCACUUCUUCCUGGGCAGGGCGGGGCAGGAUGCAGCGAGCCAGCCCCAGGGCCAGAGGAGUUGGGGUCAUCUGUUAUCUUGACACCCUCUGCUCACAGCAUAGGGCUCUGUCUCUCCAGGGCUGUUGGUUCUUUCUCCUGACUCCUGUGAUUUUGCUAAUGGCACUUUACAGACUCCAUGGAGAUGUCAGGUGGACCAUCUUCUAGGGCCCAGCAGGAGUACGGAAUGUGUCCACAGACUGACCAGGUUGUCGUGGCCUUCCCCACCCCUCAGAUCUCCUGAGUCGUCAUGCUGUGCUAAUGAAAGGAAUCAUAUCACCCUCUCUGGGGUUGGUGGGUGGGGGUGUCAAUAUCCUGGAGCUCCCUUACCCCAACUGAAUGACUUGGGGUAAAGUUAUCUUCCUUUUAUUGCCUACCUCUUCCUCCACUCAUUUUGGGUUCAGAAUAAAUAUGCCCUGAAGUUAAAGAGUUAAGUCCUAAAGGAGACAUUUCUUCCCCACCUCCCUGACCUGGGACUCUGGCUACAGCCAUUGUAGGAACUCCGUGCUCUGCGUGGCCUGUCAGCUCCCUGCUAGGCUACAGUGGAAUAGCAGAGCCCACAGGCUUCUCGUGGGGAUCUGGCCCCUUAACAUGCUUGGCAACAGAAGGCCCCAGGCACAGCUCAGGGAGGAGGGAAGGCAGGUAAGCUUUGGAUGAGAACGGGCAUAUUUAUUUUGACCCAAAUCAGGGACUUUCCCAGUCCACCCAGUACUGGGCUCUUAAGCAAAAGCCUGAGAAACAAGACAGUGGUUUGAAUUCUGGGGCCUUUGUGUAGAAUUGUGCCUGACCUUUAUUUAUUUAUUAAGAGCAGGGCUACUCGUUUAGGGGAGUAGAGUCUAUGUCUCCUGGGGCUGGGGCAGGGUAUUGGCAGUUAGCAGUGGCCCUGAACCUGGUCUGAUGCCCCCUCAGCUCUUUGACUAUCACUGUGGCUGUUGGGUUUUCUCCUAUUUCUAAAAAUGUUCUCUUGUUUCCUAAGUGACAGUUUUGAAAUAUUGGGUAACCAAGAACUCAGGUCACACAGACCUUGGAGCCCCAUCUUUGCUUGCCACUUAGCUUUGAGAUACUAGGCAAGCGACGGACUUCACUCUUGAGCCUGUUGUUUCCUCAUCUGUAAGAUGGGGAUAGUGGUACGGCCUACCUCAUAGGGUUGUAAUGAGCACUAAAUGUGAAGUGUUUGGCACAGUGCCUGGCAUGUGGUGAGCCACAGCCACUGUGAGUUUCUGUUUUCCCUUUUUUUUUUUUUUUUUUUUUUGAAAGCCCAGCUCUGUGCCACAACGUUGUGUGUUCUGUGAGGAUUUGUUGCAACUUCUUCA